Molecule: messenger RNA, 1019 nt
Organism: Danaus plexippus (monarch butterfly)
Lineage: Eukaryota; Metazoa; Arthropoda; Insecta; Lepidoptera; Nymphalidae
Exons: 2
Coding region: 16-882 (288 amino acids)
Biological process (GO): regulation of transcription by RNA polymerase II
Cellular component (GO): nucleus; transcription regulator complex
Molecular function (GO): DNA binding
Source: RefSeq, a predicted model, not a curated record
UUCUGUGACUCAAGGAUGUUGGUCACCGUAACUUUAUACAAACCGCGGCGCCAUUUUGAAAAGUACGCCGCGUUCCCCCCGCCGCGCGUCAGUCGCUCGGCGCACGCCGUUCGUGUAUACAAGCGGACGGUUAACGCUCUCAAUGUUUGUAUAUCUUUACAUUAUCAUUUUAUGACCAUGAUGCAGUUCGAAUACGACCCAGAAAGUCUCAUAGAGGAGGUUAAAAAACGGCCCGGUAUAUGGGACUUUGAUAACGUUGACUAUAGAACUAAAAGCACUCGUCACAAGCUAUGGACGGAAGUUGUAAACGCGCUCAUGUCGAGCGAUGUCAAGAUAUCGAAGAGCGAAAGGAGGGAAUUGGAAUUGCAGCUUCAGAAGAAAUGGAAGAGCAUGCGGGACUGCUUCCAGAAAUACAUCAGUCAUCCAAACAGAACUAAAAGGCCAUACAUAUAUAGCAAACAUUUAGCAUUCCUAAUUAAGAACCAAAAGGAAGUACCUCAAACCGAAACCGGUUCCAGCGAGUCCGAGGAGGGCACGUCCAGAAAAACUUCAUGGAGACGAAGGAAGAAACUAAAACUCGCCAGGGACAGUUCCGACGAUAAUGAUAUCGAUAAAGAUGACUGCCGGUCAAACGACGGAGUCACAAUAGAAGUACCACUCAAACAACCCACAUACAAGCCGGUUAUUGACGAAUUCGCAUUCGCCAGCGUCGAUAGCCAGAGCAGAACCGAACAAGAGGACCCUGAUAAACUUUUCCUCCUAUCAUUACUGCCACAUCUGAAGUCCGUGCCCGAGGAGAUGAGGUUGAACAUCAAGAUGGACAUCAUGCAAGUGCUGAGGAACGCUAAUUACCAGUCACAGAUGGUACAUAAGAUAAUAUGAGUCUAGUGAAAUUGUUGUUAUAAAAAAACAUGCCCUUUUAUUACGUUGUAAAUUUGGUGAUAGAUUUAAAAAUUUUAAUACAUUGUUAUUUCUUUUGUCGGACUUUUUAAUAAAGAAAUUUAUAUGAUAAGCCUUUA